Messenger RNA from Laetiporus sulphureus 93-53, 612 nucleotides. RefSeq lists its product as uncharacterized. The record is from RefSeq and is a predicted model, not a curated record. Lineage: Eukaryota; Fungi; Basidiomycota; Agaricomycetes; Polyporales; Laetiporaceae. The transcript has 4 exons. Bases 1 to 612 code for a protein of 203 amino acids.
AUGUCCGCUGCAGCAGUUGCUAACAUCAGCUUGUGCGAUAAGCCGAAAUACGACGGCCACAAAUUCUGUGGAAGAACUUGCGCGACACAAGCUACUCAAGGAAACCUCUGCAUCCAAUGCAACAAGAGGCCUAGGUUUGGUAACCAUGACUAUUGCGGGAAGACAUGCGCCGCUCAAGCCCAAGCAAAGCAGAAGCCAACCGCUGCUAGAGUCAACGUCGCGUUUGGGACACCAAUCCAGGGAACUGCGAACUCUGCUGCAAGGGCCCGUGGGCAGGCUUCGCUAGUCGCUUCCCAGGAUCUAAAUAGGAGCUUUUCGUCAGAAGACGACUCCGGAGAUGAUGCGGAGGAUGACCCCGUCAUCCCUCCUAUGAACGUCUCCGAGGGGCACCAGUCCCCACUUCGUAGUACUACAUCGGCUAGUCCGACUGCGGCUCAGGCACCAGCAAUUUGCGCCAUCCCGGACUGCAACGAGCCAGUAUACGUCGACCCUGCGGGACUCCAGACGAGUGAAUACUGUUCGACGAAGCAUCGCGAGUACGUAUUUAUUGCUGUAAUUCAAGUCGCUGCUAUUACUCAGUGUCUGGUCUUCUGCGAAUCAGAGAAGCCGUGA